Linum trigynum is the source of this 1714-nucleotide messenger RNA. NCBI's taxonomy places the organism in Eukaryota, Viridiplantae, Streptophyta, Magnoliopsida, Malpighiales, Linaceae. The record is from the annotation of a GenBank genome assembly.
UAAACCGCACCUUAGAGGUGCGGUUUUAAAAUAAAAGUGGUAUUUUUGGAAUUUAUUUGGGUGUUAUUUUUAUAAUUUGUUUUAAUGAUACUAUUUCUGGAAAAAUCUCACCAUGUACACCCCUAGUGGCACUUAACACCCUCUACCUGCCACUUGUGCGAUGUCCCUUCUUCCAUAACUACCCGAUCCCCACAGCUUUCCUUUCACCACUUCCUCCUUCCCAUCUCUACUUCCAUUCACAGGGAUGGCAACAAUGGGGCAAGAAGGUCAAGAAGAAGAAGAAGAAGCCAACGCAGGCAAAAGCAAAAGCAGCAGCAGCUGGGAAGAAGACAUGUACUGGACUCACUUCCAGUUCACCCAUUUCUUCCGAUUACUGCAUGCCGGCUUCCACCGCACCCUUGCACUGCCUAAGAAAUUUUCCGGCCGGUUGAAAUCCAAAUUACCGGAGACCGUCACUCUGACGGGUCCGAGCGGAGCCAAUUGGACCGUCAGAUUGACCACCACGACCUCCGCCGCCGACGCCCAGAGCACCGUGUGCUUCAGUCGGGGAUGGAGCGAAUUUGCGGCCGACAAUUCGCUCCAGGUCGGCGAUCUGUUGGUGUUCAAGUACAAUGGCGAGUCCCGUUUCGACGUUCUGAUCCUCGAAACCCGUACAUCCUGCGAGAAGCCCGCCGCUUAUUUCGCUAAGAAGGGUGAUAUUAGCAGCGAGCCGAAGACGAAAACAACAGGGGGGAAUUUCGCUGGUGUUCAUGUCUCCCCUGCCUCGCCGCCUGCAGGGGAAAACAACAGUGGAGCUGACGGAAAUAUUCCGCCGCCGCCGGAGAACUCCGUGGAGAUAAUAGUGGACGACGAGCCAACAUCGUCGACAGGGCAGCCUGUAUCUUCCGGCGUCUCGAACAAAAUGGCCAAGCCCAAAUUGAAGCGGACGAAACUGGUGGUGGAACAGUACAACAGGACGGUGACAGAGGAGUCCAAACGGAAGGCUCUGACGAUGGCUAGAUUCGCUGCAGGCAGAGAUUGCUUCAUCUCCGUGAUGAAAACCAGCAGCGUUUGCAAGACAUUUUACCUGUCGGUCCCGAGCGCGUGGAUGAAGAAGCAUCUGAACUAUGGGGAGACGCAGGAGCUGAUACUGAGGGUGGGAGAGAACGAGUGGCCGGUGAAGUUCAGGCCGAGGAAGAAGAAAGGAUGGGGAGGGCUGGGCGGUGGAUGGAGGAUUUUCGCUCAGGACAACAAUUUGCAGCCGUUUGAUGUCUGUUUGUUCCAACCUUCAUCGCAGACGUCUGUUCUGUUAAACUCUGCUGCUGUUGUGCUGGAGGUCAAGAUCUUUCGUUGUAGCUAGUUCUGGUAAUGUAAAUGUGUAAGUAAUGGUAGGUGAAUGGUUGGUGUUUAGGAGAUCUAGCUAUGUGUUAUCUUUGAUGUAUCUUUCUAAAGACUUGUGAGCCACGGGAAGGCGGCCUUGGGCGAUGGCACAUAAGUAAACUACUAAUCAGGAGGCUUGCUUUCUCUUUUUUCUUGUUCUCACCCCGCUCGUUGUUUUAACAGUGUUGUCGUCCUAAUGACUAAGAAGAUCUUUUGAUAGACAAUUCGACUAUUGGGAUAGUUUGUGUGAGCUGAAGUCAGGGCUGUAGGUUGACUUGAAUCCAAAUCCGAGAAGGAGAAGGAUUAGAGUUACAGCGGGAAAGCUUGAUCAUUUGAAUAAAGGAACCAAAACGGU